Messenger RNA from Puccinia triticina, 708 nucleotides. RefSeq lists its product as uncharacterized. Gene Ontology annotation, cellular component: mitochondrion. Gene Ontology annotation, molecular function: NAD(P)HX epimerase activity. Lineage: Eukaryota; Fungi; Basidiomycota; Pucciniomycetes; Pucciniales; Pucciniaceae. The transcript is spliced from 6 exons. Bases 1 to 708 code for a protein of 235 amino acids. The record is from RefSeq and is a predicted model, not a curated record.
AUGAAGGAUCCGAUCAGCCAUCUGACUCAAAAGGAAGCCCAGGAGAUCGAUGCGGAGUUGAUGGGCCCCAAGUAUGGCUACACUCUAGCCCAGCUGAUGGAACUCGCGGGUCUUGCGUGUGCACAAGCGCUUCAUAAGGCCUUUGACCCCCAUACCUACCCACGAGUCUUGGUGUGCUGUGGACCCGGAAACCAGGGUGGAGAUGGCCUCGUGGCCGCCCGUCAUUUGUGGCAUUUCGGACACAAGCCGACGCUGUAUUACCCUAAACAAACGGACAAAGAACAUUACAAGAGCCUAUUACUCCAAUGCGAAAGUCUAGGGAUUCCAGUGGUUAAGACGAGCUUUGCGGAGGCGAUGGACGAGGCGGAUGUGAUACUGGAUGCGAUUUUCGGCUUCUCAUUCCACUCGGAACCGCGUCCGCCAUUCGAUGAACCGAUCCGAUCAUUCAAACAGACUCAAACUCCUAUAGUCUCCGUCGAUAUCCCAUCCGGUUGGGAUGUCGAAACUGGAAACCCUGAUCAGAUCUACUUCACCCCAGACGUCCUCGUCUCUUUAACUGCUCCAAAACGGGGUGUGAAGUCUUUCUCGGGUCGCCAUUUUCUUGGCGGGCGGUUUAUACCUCCAGGAAUCGUGAAGUCUUACAAUUUGAAGCUGCCCGACUACCCGUCGUCGGAUCAAGUGGUGGAAAUAACUGAUGUACAAGAAUGA